Molecule: messenger RNA, 2360 nt
Organism: Cokeromyces recurvatus
Lineage: Eukaryota; Fungi; Mucoromycota; Mucoromycetes; Mucorales; Mucoraceae
Product: transport protein Avl9-domain-containing protein
Exons: 14
Coding region: 32-2065 (677 amino acids)
Cellular component (GO): cytoplasm
Source: RefSeq, a predicted model, not a curated record
UUUUUUUUUUUUGAUUUUUGCAUAUUUCAUAAUGUCUGAUAAUAAUUCUUCUUUAGACAAUGCACUACCAUUCUUAGAUCAAAAUGAAAAUCAUCAAAUAGCAGCUGUUCUAGUGGUUGGAUUUCAUCAUGCUUUUGGUCCGAUAGUAGAGUUUUGUGUGCCUCCUUUACCUCACCAUCAAGACAAUAAGAAAAUGCAACAAACUUUAGAAAAAUUAGAAUUACCUGAGGAAUGGAGUUUUUUACCCUUUCUUGCUUUACCUGAUGGAGCACAUCAAAAAGACGAAGAUUUUGCAUAUUUUCAUUUACCACCUGUACCAGGCUGGUCAGUUGCAGAAACAACAUUAUUUGGUAUUUCUUGUAAUCGACAAAUUGCUUCUAAAGAUCUGUUAGUCAAAACUCCUGAUGUAACUAGAUCGAUUGUACAAAAAGCUGUUGUUGUGUUGGCACGACAACCAAUUUUUGGACCUUUAAGACAAAAACUUGCUGUCAUCACUGCUGCCUGGUUUAAUCAAAAAGAUUUCACCAAACUUGACAUUUUAUAUAAUCUUUAUAAUAACUUGAAUCAUACUUUCUAUGGACCUAUUGAUGAUUCAACAUUAUAUAUGGGAACAUCUUUACGGGAAUUAAUACACAAAUUCAAGUCAAAGACACUCAUGUUACUAAAAUUAUUAUUACUUGAAAAAAGAAUCUUGUUUUAUGGCUAUCCAGUAGAAAGGCUUUGUACAUUUCAAUAUUCAUUAAUAUCACUUGUACCAGAAUUAUUAAGGAAUUUACAAGAUUCAGGAACACCAGAAUUAGAUUCAUCAGAUAAAAAUAAAACAACAAUUGAAGCAAAAGUAUUAUCAGAUGGAAGUAAAUCAAGUUUAUUAAAAUAUAUGGGUUUACCUCUUCAUAUUUUUGAAAAGGGAUCAUUUUUUCAACCUUAUUUACCUUUACAACAAAUUGAAAUGUUAUCAUCAGAACAAACAAAAUCGUAUAUCGUUGGCACAACAAAUCAAAUCUUUUUUCAUCAUAAGAGUGAUAUUAAAAUUGAUGUGUUAGUGAAUGUAGAGAAUGGUACUUUAGAAUUCUAUAAUCCUCAACUUGUUCAACUUGUGAGUCCAACUAUAGCAGAUCGUAGAUGGAUAGAAAACAUGGUUAAAGUAUUAAAUGAUACAUGGAAUCAAAACGAUCCUGGUAGACCACUACAAAAUACUUAUCUUGGAUCAGAUGAUUAUUUAAGAGCAAGAUUUGAAGAAUAUAUGUUAUCCCUAUUAUCUAGUAUUAAAUAUGCGCAAGCACAUCAUCUUAUUGAUCAUGCACAUUAUAAAAAUAUGCUGGAUUUAGAUCAUCAAACUGAACAUGAAGAGACUAUUAUGACAGAUGAAAGUGAAGCACAUAAUUAUUUAUCAGAUUAUGGAAUGAAAUGGUUAACAGCUUGGUGGGACACACAUAAUUUCAAGAAAUGGAAUCAAUAUACAGAUCAUGAAAUAUAUGAAAUAGUAGAACCUGGUCAUCCUGGUAUGGGCAAUAUAUCUAUUAUAGAUUUACAAAAUACCUUAUCAAAUCGAUUACGUGAUUUACAACUUAAACAAAAUCUGGCGCCUAUUCGAAAUACAUUAUCUAGAGCUAUGACAGGUAGUGUUAAAGCAGUAUCUAAUGGUAAAUCAAAAUUAAAUGCUAUUUGGAAUGAUUUGGAAAAGAGUUCAGAUGAAGCAAAUCCAUCUUCACAUUCUAGUUAUCAAUCUGAUAAAUCUAUCUUGGAACCAUCAUUUUCGCCUUUGUUAGAAACAACAACACAACAUGCUGGAAGAAUAUUUUCAAACUUUUCAUCAUUCCUAAGUCGAAAGACAAAAGAAUUUUCACAAGCAAUGGAGGAAUCUAUAUCUGAAAACAAAAACAAUACUACUAGCGGCCAUAGACAAGUAUCUCACGAUCAUGAUGUAUCAACACAAGAAACCGUUUCUGUUUCAGAUAAUGAUGAUGAUUCUGGUUCUGCUGCCUUUGUAGAUGUAGCUCGAAUGUAUCCUUUUAGUGCUUCCAAAAUUGAUAAAAAGAAGGAAGAAAAGAUUCUUCAUAUUUAAAAAAUGGAAGAGAAAGUGUUAGUUUUUUUUUUCUUUUUGUAAGACAAUCAUCUCUAUGUACAGCCAUUGAAUACAACAUGCAUGCAUGUAUAUCAUUCUAUCAAUAAAUUAGCAUACUCUAAUAUCAUAAAAUACUUUGACACGUAUAUUGUAUCCAAAUAAGAAGAAUAAAAAAAAAAGGAAAAAAAUAAACCUUAUUUUCUGUUAUAUCUGUUGCUAUUAUAAACCUUAUUGUUCCGUAUAUUUAUAUAAAAGGACUCUAUAUAUGCACUCACUCACUCUCACUCUCACUCUC